UGAAAAGAUAUUAAUUUGUAUCGUGCUAAUAAUGUGUAAGCAUCUAUAGCAUAUUCUUGAACGUUGGGGUUGAACGAACGAGUCUGGGGGUGAAACGAAUUGAGAGGGUGGAAAAAGGGGGUGGAGGAAAGGGGAAUCUGUGAGGGUGGUAAAGUACUCGUCAGUCGUGUGACGCGUUUCCCGCCGACAACAUCAGUUAUAUUGCCAAUAGAUUAAACUGCGACCGCAUUUUCAGUUUCCACGUGUUCCUCGCAUGUAUCUUAUAUGAUCUGAUUGCUAUUGGCUAUUGCAGUUCCGCGGCAACCUGUAUUAUCGAUCGAACGUGCUUUGCGCACGUUGCCACAGUUAUUCGUGGCACCGCCACUACAUCGCACGUACUGUACAAUCUUCUUCGUAUUAAUGUAACAUCGUGUGCCAAUUGGGAUUCAAUUUACGAUUUCUUUUGCGCAUUGCAGUCACAAUCAUAAUUCAUUAAUUAUAACAAUAUUAUUGUAUUAACGUUGUUUUUCUUUAUAUGUGCUUUGUGUUAAAAUUAUCAUCCAACCGCCAUGUUCUAUUUCAAAUUGUAUAUUUCGCGCAUUAGUGAAAAAGUUAAUUAUUUAUUUGAGUUAACUAUUGACACACGAAAAUAAAUCUAUGCAUCAUGAAUUGUUUAGUGCAAUUUUUUAUAGAUUUGUGUUAAAAAAAAAAUUGUGAUAUAAAAAUACUUUGAACUUGCUUCUUAUUUUUGGCGAUCUUCGAUCAAUUUUGAAACUGUUUUAUCGAUGUUUUGUAUUCUUGAUUAACUACUUAUGUGGCGCCAAAACAGAAAAUAAAGAUAUACUUUUGCUAUAAAAAAUAAAUUAAAUUCAAAACUCAUUUUUUCAAAAUAGUUAAGUGUAGUGUAUAAUAUUUAGUGUAUAUAAAAUUAUUAUGAUAUUCGUGAUAAGAUCUUUUUAAACUAACAAAACCUAUUUGUGCUUCUAUAAUGGUGUAUCUCUGUAAAUUUUCUUAAAAUGUGAAUAUUGUGAAUCUAUGUUUUUAUAAGAUUAUGGUGUUAUGGCUAAUAUUGUUCGUAUUUAAUAUCUUCAUUACUUUGUUGAAUAUUCAUCUAUGGAUUACUACUUCAUUAUAUUCAAAUUAUAGAAGGAAACAGACGAAAGAGGGUGGAAUGAGGAGAUUUAUCCGGUGACCUCGUGCCACAUGUGGUAAUGCUAGUGGCAAACGGUGCUUCGAUACCGACCAUUGCCGGUACUGUUGAGGAGGAGGAAGAAUAUGCACGUAGCGAGGCGAACAGCGCACACUAUGAUGGCUAUGUUACCGAUCAUACCGAUCUUGCUUCUGAAAUUGAUAUUGAUGAAUCCGAAUAUAGACGAGAGCUUCUUAAUGAUAAAUGGCGAAUGCUGUUCGAUAAGUUUGAUCCCGAAGGUUUUGGCGAGAUACCGGUGGAGGAUUUUUUAGCAGCUUUAAAGAGUCCCGAAUGGAAAAUUGAAAUACCACCAAAUAAACGAGAUAUACUUCUUACCAGAGCAAAGGAAUCACGUGUUGAAGCAGUGACGUUUCAAGAUUUCGUCAAUGUGAUGAGUGGCAAACGAACAAGGAGUUUCAAAUGCGCGGUUCAUCAUCGUGACCGUGAGGUGUGCUCGGAAAACGAUUUUCAUCUGCUCGUACAUGAACCUCCUCUCUUUCGCAGGAUGGUCCGCAUGAUCGGCGAUGAAUUUCUUACGGAGGAAAGGGAUCGAAAAUAUUAUGCCGAUCAUUACAGGUGUUGUCCGCCGCCUCUUUUUAUCAUUCUCAUCACUCUUGUGGAGCUGGGUUUCUUCACAUAUUAUACAGUGGCGAUGGGAGAAGUGAAUCCUUCAGGGCCGGUACCAAUUGAUAGCGUUUUCAUUUACAGACCGGACAAACGUCUUGAGCUCUGGAGAUUUGCAUUUUAUAUGUUCCUUCAUGCUGGAUGGCUUCACCUACUAUUUAACUUGGGAGUACAAGUGGUCGUGGGACUUCCCCUGGAAAUGGUUCAUGGAAGUCUGAGGAUCGCAGCCGUUUACAUGGCUGGGGUUCUUGCCGGUUCCUUGGGUACUUCAGUGUUUGACACGGAUGUGUAUCUUGUCGGCGCCAGUGGAGGUGUUUAUGCUCUUCUUGCAGCUCAUCUAGCAAACGUUCUUCUCAAUUAUAAUAACAUGGAAUUCGGCAUUGUUCGAUUAAUAGGCAUCUUCGUAAUCGCAAGUGCUGACGUGGGAUUCGCGAUUUAUGAUAGAUAUGCGGCUGAGCAAAUGGGUCCCCCUGUUUCUUAUGUGGCACAUCUGACUGGUGCAUUAGCAGGUCUCACGAUCGGCUUGCUGGUAUUAAAGAACUUCGAACAACGUCUCCACGAGCAACUUCUCUGGUGGGUGGCGCUUGGUGUCUAUGCAGCCUGCACAAUUUUUGCAAUUAUGUACAAUCUCAUGCAUCCAGACUAUCCAUGACGCGAGGUCAGCUUCGCGUAUGGACAACCGCGAAAUUCGUAACGCGAAGCUGACUAAUAUCGAAUUUUAAUACAGAAGAAAUUAAAGAAAAAAAAAAAAAUACUCACAGAGGACUAAACGGAAGACGAGUAAUUGAAGAAAUAAUUGAAAUAAAUAUUGGCAAAUAUUCAUAGGAAUAAAUUUUAAAUUAUUAAAGAGGUUUUGAAAAGAAGAAAAAGAAGAAUGAAAAAAAAAAAAUCUCGAUUCCAUGGUGAUUGUAGCGUAAAGUGAAAAGAGAUGAUGAAAAAACAUUUUUGUCGUGUUGUGUAAGAUGAAUUGAAAUAAUUUAUGAAUUGAAGUGUACUAAAAAUAAACAAUGGAAAAGUUUGUUUUUGUGAAUCUGAAACGUGAAAGAGAACAAUUAUUAUACUUGAGAAGAUUUGAGAAGAGUUUAGGAAAUGGAUAAGUGAAUGUUAUGUUAAAUGAAAAAGAAUAUGUUAGUAACGUGAGAUGUGAUGUCAAGAGAUUUUUCAAAUAAACUAUAUAAUAAAGUGAAUGUAUGGAGAACGCAACAAAGAUUAAAAAGAAAAAGUUUUUCGUAAGAAAUAAUACAGAAACAAAGAGAAAAUAAUUUUCUAAUUGUUGGCGUACAUGUAAAAUUUUUAAAACUAAUAUUAAAAUUCAAAGAAAGUCGAGGAAUUAAUAUUUUAGCUACUUUGAUCACAUUAAUUAUCAGUACAAACUGAAAAAACAAAAGAAAGACAAAUGUUCCAAGAAUCGUGACACGUAAUACUUUUUCAGUCAUAGAAAAAUAAAUUUGUUGAAUAUAAUAAUUGUAAUUACUAUGAGAGAAGAAAAAAAGAAGAAGCGAAGAAAAAGAGCAGACAAUCCUUCGUAACAUAUAAAAUUAAUUCCAAAGAAUUAAAAAAUGUUUAAGAAACACAAUAAAGAGAAAUUAAUUAAAAUUAAUUAAAAUUAUUCAUUAAUUCUAUGUAUAAUUUUUACGUAUUUUCUAAAAAAAAUUUCAAAAUGAAAACAAGCAAAUCAAUUAAAAAAGAAGACAAAAGUAAAAUAUUAAUCAAUCGUUCCCUUCCCCUGGAGCGCUAUUAUUUUUUAUUUUCUUUAUAAAAAACCAAAGAUUCGAAAUACCUCUGUUCCAUUUUCGGAACUCACAUGUCAUUUAAGUACGAUAACCACAAAACGCGCAUUCCGUUGAAUAAUAUAAAGAAAUGAAAAAGAGCGGAAAAAGAAAAAGAAACAAGAACGAGAUUAAAAAUCUGUCCAUUUAAAAGGGGAAGUGGAUUGGAAGCAUAAGAAACGCGAUUCUUGUUUUCAGUUUAUUUUCUCGCUUAUCGACUCUUUUACGAUGCGAAAAAACCAAAGAAUCCUAAAUAAGCCAAGAACCUCCUGUGUCCUUUUCAAUUUCAUUUUUUGAACGAAUGACAGGCGAAAAACAAUGGAGAUAGAAGCAAAAGAUGUGUAUUCCAGGAAUCCUUCAUGAUGUCAGAAACUCAAGUCAAAUCAAAGAUAUUUAGAUACAAAAGUAGAAGAAAUUGAGAGAAGAAUUUACGAAAGCAAUCAUUUAUGGUCAUGAGACAAUUCGAUAUAAAAAUAGUCUUCUUUUGUUAUUAUAGAAAGAUCGAUCGUAAUUGAAAAAGAUUCGGAAACAGAACGUCAUGUAAAAUGGAGGAAAAUAAAAAAUUAAAGAAUUGAAUAUUUUCUAGUGAUAAUUCUCUUUAUAAUAAAUAAAUUAUUUGUAUUAUGUUUUAUUGCUUGAGAAAUGCUCAUAGGAAAUCAUAAAUUCGUUGAUGAUGAAUAUUUGAUAGGAAAAGCAUUAUUAUGUUUAUCCAUUAAUAAGAAAAUAAUCAAAGAACAUAACAAUUAAAAAAAUAAAAAUAUUGUUAUAAAAAUUAAUGAUGAAAUUUUUGAUAAAACGAUCAACGAUUUGUAAAAAUAUACAAUAACAAAUGAGGGAAUAAUGAAGUGACAUCUAGGAAGAAAAUUAAAACAUAAAUAACUAUAACUAAAACUAUGAAAAACAUUUAACUAUCGCGCUGCCUUCGUUUAUCUUCAGGGUAUAUACUAUGUAACCAUCACGAAAUAUUGUAUUCGUUAGACAAGAUGCUUUUUCUAAUAAUACAAACUGCUCGAUCGCUAUGCUUCUUCGAUCGAUCGUGAAUCGAUGAUCAUUAUUAUCACCGGCGAGGUGCAAUCAAUGUUUAUCUCCUCUACCGCGUGGCCGAACGAGCAAUCGAUCCACGCUCUAAUCUGUAUACCAUUGUAAAUAAUUCUGUACAUAUAUGGAGAUGACGGGAAUUACACGUACCGUUAUGUAUGUGUGAGUGUGUAUAUGUAUGCAUGUGUAAAAACGAAGCGAGAAUAAUAUUAAGCGUGUUGGACCGAAGAAAAUCUCGGUCGACUGUGCGGUCUAGUCUGAUAAUCGCGAGAUUGCGUGGUUGUUCAUAUUAAAACUAAGAAAAAAACAAAAGAAAAAGAAACGUAUUUUGAAUUCGGUUCUACAGAUUAGAAUGGUUUUCUUGAUAAAACUUCUUCAUGAGUUCAUUUGAGAGCAAUAUUCUUGCGAAUCUCUCUCGAGAUUUUUACUCUCAAAUAAAUUCGUGUCUUAAUAUUUGCUUGAGAGAAAACAAAACUAUGAAGAAAAAA
Apis mellifera (honey bee) is the source of this 5087-nucleotide messenger RNA. RefSeq names its product protein rhomboid (gene stet). The coding region runs from base 1191 to 2444 and encodes 417 amino acids. Gene Ontology annotation, cellular component: membrane. Gene Ontology annotation, molecular function: serine-type endopeptidase activity. The record is from RefSeq and is a predicted model, not a curated record. NCBI's taxonomy places the organism in Eukaryota, Metazoa, Arthropoda, Insecta, Hymenoptera, Apidae. The transcript is spliced from 10 exons.